AUUAACAGAAAAACUUCACAAAAGUAUUAUACUCAUUUUCUCCCUUAAAUAAGACAUCAACAUGAAGUGCAGUGUAAGCCAACAAAUCAAAUCUCUCACACACACGGUAGGGCCAGCAAAAUAUCACUGCAUAUAAAAUAGCAACUUAAGAAAACUUCACAAUUUCCCCAUCAAUGGCGUAAAGAUUGAUCAACACACAAUCUUCCGUGCCGGAAACCUUUACUCACCGAUUGGGCCUCGCUCAUCAGAAACCCAUUGCUCGACUCCAAAAAACCCAACUUAUAAACAAAAAUAGGCGUUGUAUAAUCACAUAAAAAAUCGUAUAAAAAUAUAUGAGGAAGAGGGUGAAAGGGCAACCUGGGAAAGCACGGCGAUCAGUUCUUCCUGGACGGGAUUCUCGAUUGUAUCCAUGAAAUCACGGCGGCGCUCGCCUUCAGCAGGAUGACGGAGUCCGCGUACAGGGUCGAAACGACGUCGCGCCUCGCCCAAUGGCGGAUCGACAACCUCGCCUCCUGCACUUACCGGAAAUCCGAUCCUUUCACGAUGGGCAUGUGGAAUUGGCAUUUGUCGGUGGAGAAAAAUCGGAUCUUGUUUAUUAAGCUGUACCCGGUGAUAUCAAAUCUGACUAGAGAAUAUCCUCCAAUUGCAUCAUUUGUGAUCAAAUUGGUGUCGGGUGUGGGCGAUCGGAGGUGUUUGGUACAUCCAGAGGUGACGGAUAAGCAGCUCAAGAGCAACGAUGAUUUUGUUUGGGCUAUUGAGGUUCCAUUAACCGGAAAGUUCAUCAUCGACAUCGAGUUCCUCGAUCUUAAAAUCGCAUCCCCAGAUGGCUCAGAACCGCGCUCGAUCUGGAGCUUGGGCCCCACACAGGCCCAAUCAGACCAAACAGCCCUAACAUGCCUCGGCCGCAUGCUCUCAGAGGGCAUCCACACCGACAUCGAGAUCAACGCCUCAGACGGGUCCGUGCGGGCCCACCGCGCAGUCCUCGCGGCCCGUUCCCCCGUAUUCCGCAGCAUGUUCUCCCACGAUCUCAGGGAGAAGGAAAAUUCGGCUGUUGAUCUCCCGGACAUGUCCAUUGAGGCCUGCCGGGCCCUGCUCCACUACAUGUACGGCAGUAUUGGGCCCGACGAGUUCUCGGCCCACCGCUUGGCCCUUCUCUGGGCAGCCGACAAGUACGACAUUUCGGACCUGAAGGACGCGUGCCACGAGAGCUUACUGGAGGACAUUGAUACCAAUAACGUGCUGGAGAGGCUGCAGAACGCGAGCCUGUACCAGCUGCCGAAGCUCAAGGAUGGAUGCAUGAGGUAUCUGGUGAGGUUCGGGAAGAUAUAUGAGAUUCGGGACGAAUUUAGUUUGUUUGUACAGUGUGCUGACAGGGAUUUGAUUGGGGAAGUGUUGAAUGAGAUUCUUGCGGCUUGGAAAGGUUUCUGAGUGAUGAUCAUCAGAUUAGGUGUAUUCUUUCGUAUGUGUGUGUGUGGGAUGUUGUUGGAUUGUUUGUCUGUAUGUGUUUGGGUAGUGAUUGAUUUUUAUGAGAUUCGGGGAAAGGUGAAUCUUGGUUCCUAUGUGUAUAUAUAGUUUGGUAGAUUUGUAUAGAGAAGGAACUACAGUAUAAGAUGUAAAGAUUACAAACGAAUGUUGCUUGUCAUGGAUAAAAUGUUGUUGCAAGAGCCCUGGCCGUCUCUUCCUUAAUUUAAUGGCUAUAGAUUUUCAGAUAAAAGAUUACAG
Striga asiatica is the source of this 1722-nucleotide messenger RNA. Lineage: Eukaryota; Viridiplantae; Streptophyta; Magnoliopsida; Lamiales; Orobanchaceae. The record is from the annotation of a GenBank genome assembly.